Ictalurus furcatus (blue catfish) is the source of this 4094-nucleotide messenger RNA. Its product is annotated as arylamine N-acetyltransferase, pineal gland isozyme NAT-10-like. Gene Ontology annotation, molecular function: acetyltransferase activity. NCBI's taxonomy places the organism in Eukaryota, Metazoa, Chordata, Actinopteri, Siluriformes, Ictaluridae. The record is from RefSeq and is a predicted model, not a curated record. The transcript has a single exon. Bases 2751 to 3701 code for a protein of 316 amino acids.
AGUCUCUGUUCACCCAGAAAUCCAUUUGUUCCCUCCAGACCCCCACUGGAUUCAGAGCUCUGAUUGGUUGGACCUUCAGUGAAGUCACAUUUAUCCCUGAGGAAGACAGAGACAUCAUCGAGAUAAGAGAUGUAUCUGACAGCGAGAUAGAGACUAUACUCAAGGAAAAGUUUAAUAUCGUUUUGCUUAAAAAACUGACACCAAUAAACAACAAAGCUGCAUAUAAACUGUAGGACAUUUAUAACACAUAUAUCUAAAUACCUCGAUCAGGGCAUCCCAAGCUUUUUUGGUGACCCCAAAUGGGCAUUAUGAUUUUUCUACCACCCCAAGCCUUGAUUGCUGUACAUAUUUUUAAUCAUUUAUAUACAUUUAUAUACUUAUGUUACUUGGCACAACUUUGUUUGAAAGAGCGCUUCGAGAUAGUACCUUGCCUGUCAGUUUCUGUGUUUAAGUGAUUAGUGCAAACUGAAUAUAAAGUUCAGAUGAGGUUCAGUGAGUGCCAGAAUGUAAUGAGUCCAGGAAAGAAUUCUGGUUAAAGAGGAAUAUGGUGUCAGGAAGAAAUUGCAGGCAGUGAUUACGCUUUCAAAAAUAGCUCUGUAAAAGUGUAUAAGGAUUAUGUAAGAAAACUGUACUGUUAUUAUGUAUGAUGUAAAAAUGUUCAUGUAAGCGUGGCUUGUUUGAUCGUGACUCCCAGGAACAUUACAAAAUUGUAACCUACAAAAUCCAUCUUCAUAGUUAGAGUGAUAUUCAUAAUCUUACUUUGCACAAACAAAAAAAAAAUCAGUAAAUGAAUGAAUAAAACAAAACAGGACAUUAUGAGUUUCUCUUGUGACCGCUUUUGUAAAUCAAGUCACCCCAUGUGAGUCAUAUGCCAGAGUCAUGUCUCCCUGCAGUUUCCCACUGAAGCUAAGCAUGGAUGGGGGAUCUCGUAGAGGAAACUAAGGUUGCUACUGGAAGUGGUAUUAGUGAGGCCAGCAGGGGGCACUCACCGUGGGGUCCCAGUACAGUGAAGGGGACACUACAGCACUGUUAUUUGAAUGAGACCUUAAUCUGAGGUCCUGACUCUCUCUGGUCAUUAAAAAUCAGAGGACGCUUAUAGUAAAAGAGUAAGGGUACAGUCCUGGCGAAAAUACCCCAUUGAUCCUUCUCUAUCAUGUUCCUGUUUUACAUGUUAUAGAACGUAGAUCGAUUAAUGUCACACGUCAUUACACCCCCCCACGCCACGCCGUCUGACGUUCCCUCUAGAAUUUCACGUAUCGACAUACAGUUCGUCUUUGUUAUGGGACCGUAUACAGUUUUGGGUGUUUCAUUUUUAAUUUUUUUACGUAAGCUUCAAGUGCAGUUAAUUAUUAGUCGUGCUAUACGUGCAAAUAGACGACUGCUUGAAGCCGUGGGCUGCGUCCCAAACCGCGUACUUACCGUCUAUAUAGUAACCGAAAUACAUGUGUUUCACUUCCUACUAUAUAGCAGGUAAGCACGCGGUUUCAGACGCAGCCGUGCUCUCUCGUUUGCCGUCAAACGGUCGAGCGCUGCCGUGUGUGUACGUGUCCUGUCACAGAAUGCGGUGAAAACUCCCACACGACGUUAAUAGCGUGAUUAAGGUGCGUACGUGUCCGUAACGCACUUCGAUAACGCGACUAAAACAGGAAUACUCCACGCGUCUUAAUUCCAUUUGUGUUUACUUCGAGUGUGACUUUAAUCGGAUUAAGGUACUAAAAAAUUGCAGUUUACAUGCUAGUUUCUUAAUCAGAGUAUCGUCUUAAUCGGGUUAAUACUGGAAUAUCGUUGUCCGUGUAAACGUACCGAACGAGUCCUUGAAACGUGGCUGGUUCUCAACACUUUGAUUGAAUACUAUAUACAUUUAUCAAUAGUAAGUUUAUCAGUAGUAAAACCUUUUAAAUUUGCCACUGAAAGAAGACUGAACGCUUCAUUUCAACACUCUGAGUGCAAGAUUCAGGGCACUGUAUUAAGACAGACUAGACAAACACUCUAAAUACUGUAGAUUAAAACAACUGCCCACGUGCUUUAUACAGAUUAUUAGAAAUAACAUUAUCUGUUAUAUAACAGUCAUGAUGUAGGUAGUUUAUAAAGUUUUAUCAUAACUGUAUCUAAACAUUAGCUUUAAUCUAUACAUUAGCUGCAAGGGUUAACUCUGUCUCUUUUUUUUUUUUUUUACAAAGUCUUAUCACAACUGUAUCUAAACAUUAACUGCAAUCCAGUGGUCCGAGGGUUAACCUCGUGUGUUCACGUUCUUUCGUCCGUUUUCAGACGGAUUCGCCAGCUUGAACAUUCUCCUUGACAAUAGUAGACAGUGUGUCAACACUUUGUAGUGAAGGUAUGGUUUAAAUGCUGGAUUUGUUAUUUGGAUGGGUUUCACAUGCCGUUUUACUUGAGUGAGUGAUCGAGUGGAAGCGAAAGCCGUCUGUUCACUUGCGCGUUCUGAUAGAGCAGUGGUUCUCAAACAUUUAGCAGCUGUAGCUGUGACUUUAACUGUAAAAUAAAUUCUACGGACAUACUCCAACUAUUCAGAUAUUAGGCAGUUUAUUUAAAUUUGAACAGUAAUAUUUUGGCUAUUUACUGCAGCUACGAAGCUUUUUAUUCAUGACAUUUCAGACAGAACACAUUUGGUCCAAUUUGACAUUAUUUAGAGGGAACUUGUUUUUGAGAUAUUAAGUUUUGCAUUAAACUCAUUCGAUUUAAAUGACCAAUCAAACAGACUAUCAAUUUUCAACCAAGCUAGAUUUUUCAGAAUGGUAACCCUUAAUUGUGGCUGUGUACAAGUAUAUUUUGAGGAAGUUGUUUGUUCUUUCGUCCUUUACAGGACCGUAAUGGAUCUUCAGGAAUACUUCAGAAGGAUCGGGUUCGGCGGGACGUACGAGAAACCCGAUCUGGCCACGCUCCGCACCGUCCACGAGCUGCACGUGAUGAGCGUUCCCUUCGAGAACCUCAGCAUCCACUGUGGAGAGAGGAACACCAUGGACCUGCAGAUCAUUUAUGAGAAGAUUGUGAGAAACCGUCGUGGAGGAUGGUGCUGUGAAAACAACCUGCUCUUCUCCUGGGUGCUGAGAGAGAUGGGCUACAAAUACACCACGCUGGGCUCUAGAGUCUUCAAAACGUUCAAAAAUGACUUCGGCCCCAUGGAUUCACACCUCAUUAACAUGGUGGAGAUCGAAGGCAAGCCGUAUAUCGCAGACGUGAGUUUUGGAGUGUCGUACCAAAUCUGGUACCCGUUAGAAAUGAUCGCAGGGAAAGAUCAAGAGCAGCCGGCAGGGAUUUUCCGCCUGUUGAACGACAGUGAGAAGUGGAUGCUGGAGAAGACUGGAAGGAAGCCGCUGGUCCAGAAUGAAGCCUUCGCCAAUUCCAGCCUCAUUGACAAGCGCCUGACGACGAUGCUGUACUCUUUUGUGUUAACACCGCGUGAGAUUGACCAUUUUCUGAACACAAGCGAGUACCUGCAGACCAGCCCCGAGUCUCUGUUCACCCAGAAAUCCAUUUGUUCCCUCCAGACCCCCACUGGAUUCAGAGCUCUGAUUGGUUGGACCUUCAGUGAAGUCACAUUCAACCCUGAGGAAGAUACAGACAUGUAUGAGAUGAGAGAUCUAGCUGACAGCGAGAUAGAGACUAUACUCAAGGAAAAGUUUAAUAUCGUUUUAAUUAAUAAACUGACACCAAUAAAUAACAAAGCUGCAAAUAAUCUGUAGAACAUGGUGUGUACACAAUGUGCAGAUUUCUGUAUAAGGCCCUAGAUCAUAUUCUCAGUCUUUUUGGGCAAACAAACCCAAUUUUAAUAUAGCUUUACACAGAUUAUAAUCUGAAAAGUGGGCCGUCGUUUGCACCACAACUCUGCCACACAUGAUUUCGCUUGUAAAUCCAUAUUCAGUCAUCGUUUCAGCAUAUUUAUGUUAGUUUUCUUGACUUCUUUUGCUCCAGUGAGUCGGAGUAACUAGGGACAACUUUAAUUUUCCCUCUGAGGGAAUCUAUAAAGGUUCCAGACAGAACCUUACAACAAAGAGUUUUCCUAUUAAAUGUGUUUUGGGUAUUUUGUGGAAGCUAAGAACCCUUAAUUAUCCAAUUAAACCUUGAAGAAACCUUUG